This is a messenger RNA of Anthostomella pinea, 288 nucleotides long. The record is from the annotation of a GenBank genome assembly. NCBI's taxonomy places the organism in Eukaryota, Fungi, Ascomycota, Sordariomycetes, Xylariales, Xylariaceae.
AUGAGUCUGGGCCAGCGCACCGCCUCGCUCACCAUCGACAUUGCGCGUCAGGACCUCCACGCUGCCGACCACAGCCAGCCGCGCAAGACCGACGGGCUCAUCCUGGCAGUUGCCUUUCUUGCGGCGCGCUGGAGGAACUGGCUGGUACUGGGUAUACUGGACGGAGAGCGGGCGAGUGUCGAGGCGCAGAGGCGCACGGAGGCGAGGGGAGAGAAGGAGAAGGACGGGAGACAUGUUUCCUUGCCGCCGACGCAGACAAAGGGCGUGGAGGACGUGGUUCGAGGGUGA